AAUGUUGUCGGUGUUCGUUCAUGUUCAGUCGUGAGUGCACAGCCGAGGGGGGACGAGCGCGUCGGUCUCGCCAGCGCUUGCGAAACACCUGGACCAGGCGAGCUGCUCUGGGCGUUCCCCGCAGAUCGAAAACUAUCAUUCAUAAUCAUAGUUUCGUUGUGCUGGUAAUUACACAAGUUGCGCGACAGUUGAGUGAAAGUAGUGGCAGUGAAUUUUCGGGCAGCGGUUUUGAGCAACGUCUUCUGUCAAGGCUGGAAGGCAAAUACGUACGGACCGAUAGAAACAGAAAUACUGCAUAGUUGGAUUUUUGACAAGUAAUCAUGCAGCGGCCACCGCGCAUAAAAGCUGACCCAGAUGGACCACCUAUGAAUAUAAAAAGAGAGGAGGUGGUUUCAAGAAUAACCAUUCCUGCCCAGCAAAGCCAACUAGAUUUGCGCACAAACCAUACUGCUCAAUUUACCAGAUCUUUUUCUGAAGGCUGGAGACAAAUUUUAAAAGAAUGCAAUACCAUCCCAGAGGAGCUGCAGGGAAUGCAACGCAGUGGAAUCUAUGUGGACUGCACUAUUAUUUGUCAUGACAAAAAGGAAAUAAAAUGCCACAAAUUGGUUCUUGCCAGAAUCAGCCCAGUAUUGGAGCAAAAGCUUUAUUCGUCUGAUUGUAUUGAGCUGCGUUUUACACACAAGAUUUGCAACUUUUUUGUGGAUUUUGCGUAUAUUGGAGUUGCAGACAAUACUACUUUUGACGAAGCAAUUGUAUUGUAUAAACUCGGGAAACAGGUGGGCUGUGAGGCACUUAAGAAGAAUUGUCUCAGUAAAUAUGAAAGUUUACUCACCAUAGAGAACGCAUUCAGCAGCUACUGUUAUCUUGAUGCUGACCAAGAUGAUGAUUUUGUCCUUCUGUGCUUAGAGUUCAUCAAAACAAAUGCUGACAGAUUGCUUAAAAAAUAUCCAUUUGUUUACAUUUCAAAUGACGAGAGCGUGAAUCUGCUGUCUAAAAGCCAAGUUCGGCGGAUCCUCAGUGAAGAAAAUAUGAACAUUUCAAGUGAACUGUGCCUUCUGAAAGCUUUGGAGGUUUGGGCUGAGCACUCUGUAGCAGAAGCAGGAAAUCCUAAAAGCCAUGAAACCAUCCGAGCGGAGGUUGAGUCGCUGCUACCAAAAAUACGCAUUCUUAUGCUGAGCAAUCAAGACUUAUCAGAAUUCCUCUCCAACACAAGGAUGUUUGAUCAGGCUGAAAUUGCGGCAAUUGUGUAUGCUCAUAUUCAUAAGGAUACCACUCAACUUCCUCGCUGUGUGAGCAAAAUUCGCUGUCCGCGUGAUCCUAUUCAAAGACCAAUAUUUAGACGAGCAUCCUCUUUGGAAUCAAACAAAGGAAAUGUGCAGGCUGCUCACGUAGUUCAGCAGACUUUACAAUCACCCACCAUAACAGCAGACACCACCUGGCUGUCACCACCAACUGACCUUCGGCAAAGUUCUUCAAGCAGCCGACCUUCUGAUCAUGAGCCUCCUCUCACAAAAAGGCCAAAGUUACACUCUGAGAGUUCAGAGCCCAAGAGUAGACCUUCAGAAAAAAUGGUGAUAAUUCAGGAGGACCCCAAAGCCUUUGAACAGAGUAAAAAAGCUUCUUUGCAAUCCCAGCAUUCAGAUCCAGGUUCAAUGUUGAUGGUGCACCGAGAACUUGCUGAUUGUGCUUUAUACGUCAUAGAUGCAAACAACCCUCAUUUUACCAAGAUAAUACCCUGUCACCGUGCAAUUAUAGCCAGGUUUGGAGGCUUCCUGAAAAGCAAAGUGUCCGGGGCUAAAUAUGGAAUGUACGAACGUGCAUCACCAGAUCUCCCAAGUUUGCCUCUCUAUGAAAUCAUCAGCAUUCCAAUUUCAAUAUUUGAAGUUAUUCUAAACUUCUUGUAUGACGGCAAGUUGAAGUGGACAAAUGAAAAAGAUAUCCUCAAUAUCGUUAGCUUUGCAAGGUUCCUUUCUAUCACUCCUUUGAUGAAGAGAUGCGCCGAAUAUUUAACUCAGAUGAAGCCAAGUCCUUCAAAGAUAUGGGCAGCUCUUAUGCUGAGCCAGGAGUUGAAUGACAAAUAUUUGGAGAAACAAUGCUUUGAGGUUAUAAAAGAAAAGCCUCAGGAAUGUUUCGAUGGACCUCUGGAAGAUAUCAAAAAGUGCCCUGUUGAGCUAAUUGAAAAGAUCAGCGCUUUGAAAACUAUCAAUGUAGAAUCUGAAGUGGAUAUCAUAGUCUUUCUUGAGAAAUGGGCCAUGGCAAAUAUAGAUCCAGCUUCAAAUCAAGCGAUUGUUCAACAAUUAGUCCAAGAAUUGCUUGCACGUUCCAUCAGGAAUGUACGAUUUUUGUCCCUUGACUUGGAACGCUUCAAGGAAAUCUCAAAAACACACCUUCUCAGUGAAAAUGAUCAGAAAGCAGUGUUUGCAGUGCUCAGUGGAAGUUUUGGUGGCAAGCACAAAUGUACUCUUUCACAAAAAAUUAACACUUGCAAAACACCGCGCUUCAAGACCUACCAUUAUGGCAAUAAAAAAUUUACUUCAUUCAUUAUGAGAAAAGAAGACAAAAUGGCAAGACUUGUGGUUGACAAAACUGGAUCUAGAUCUGCAUCCAUCUCUAUUGAAGCAGAAAAAACAUUUGUGCUACAUGGUUUCACUUUGCACGCUCAGUAUUCCUCCGCCUCCAGUUCAUAUUAUAAUGAGGAUAUUAUUGUGACAGUUUGGAGUUUGGAUUAUGCUCAAAAAGAAUACGCAAUGAAGAGAUAUUACUUGCUUAAGUAUGAUCCUGAAGUGAAGUACGGUGGUGAUAUCAAAAUUGUGCUGGCUAGACCAAUGAUAGUGCAACCCAGAGAAAACAGGUGCUGGGUUAUAAAAGUGCAAUUAAAUGUUAAAGGUGCCUAUGAAUUUCCUUGUUUGAAAUCGGUUGGCACAAAAUCCGUACAAAUGAUACCCUUUAUGGACAAUCUUUACAAAGUGCGUGACGUUGAUGACUGUUGGGGUAAUUCAGGGAUUUUUAAAUCUAUUGAGUUGUCAAAGGAGGCCAAGCCUCUUUAAAAUCAUAGUUCAGCAAUUUAACAACUAGCUGACUACUUUCUGACCUCUUUUUUACUGGGUAUCGUACAAAUUUUGAAGCACAAAAUUUUCAUUUUAAGGGAAAAUUGUAUUAGUUUCAAAAUUGCUAAAGAUUUUUUUUUUUUUAAAUUUUGGAUUGCACGUUUUUAUUGAUUAUGAGGAAACUACAAACCAUUUUGACGUAUUAUCACUGCUAUGACUGCUCUAUAUAUAUGGUGCAUUUACAUCUUUCACGUACAAUGUACAAUUAGAUAUUUGUUAUUUUGUUGAACUAUAUUAAAUUUAAAGCAAUAAAAUAGCUAAUAUCUGGAUAAAUAUUACAAAUUGGAAAUAAGCAAUAACUUUAUAAGAGGAGCAAAAUGUCAUUGUUUUCUUUUUUUUAUUAAUAAUACAUUAUAUAGAGUGAGUGUUAACAAAACUAUUAAGAAAUGUAUCAGUCAAUAACUUGCUACAACGAACUUCCUCAUUUUUUACUUUUUUUUUAAGUGAUGUUAUAAACAUAACAUGAAAUCACGAAUUGUAAAAAUAAUUUCAUCAAAGCAAAAUUGAGAUUAUUAAUAAAUAUACAAUUCUAAUUUGAAAAUAUUUUUUAUUUAAUUAUAAAGCAUUGUAAAUUUGUUUCUAUUAGAACCUCUAGAAGCGCUCAAGACAUUAUUUUCUUCUGAAGGAGCUGCGGUUGUUUAUAAUGUGGUGAUUUGCAACCAAUAAAAAAUACAUU
Molecule: messenger RNA, 3783 nt
Organism: Neocloeon triangulifer
Lineage: Eukaryota; Metazoa; Arthropoda; Insecta; Ephemeroptera; Baetidae
Exons: 13
Coding region: 321-3047 (908 amino acids)
Molecular function (GO): protein binding
Source: RefSeq, a predicted model, not a curated record